Molecule: messenger RNA, 2796 nt
Organism: Centrocercus urophasianus (Greater sage-grouse)
Lineage: Eukaryota; Metazoa; Chordata; Aves; Galliformes; Phasianidae
Gene: LDLRAP1
Product: low density lipoprotein receptor adaptor protein 1
Exons: 9
Coding region: 22-945 (307 amino acids)
Cellular component (GO): early endosome
Source: RefSeq, a predicted model, not a curated record
UUGCCGAAGUGGCGCGGCGGGAUGGACGCGCUGCGCUCUGCGGGACGCGCUUUGCUGCGCAGCCCCAGCGUCACCAAACCGCCCUGGGCCGGCGGCCGCCACCAGAAGCUCCCGGAGAACUGGACCGACACCCGAGAGACGCUGCUGGAAGGGGUGCUGUUCAGCCUCAAGUACCUGGGCAUGACGUUGGUGGAGCAGCCGAAGGGUGAGGAGCUCUCAGCAGCUGCUGUCAAAAGGAUUGUUGCCACUGCAAAAGCAAGUGGAAAGAAACUGCAGAAAGUUACGCUGAAAGUCUCGCCCAGAGGGAUCGUGCUAAAUGACAGUGGAACUAACGAGCUGAUUGAGAACGUCUCCAUAUACAGGAUAUCCUACUGCACGGCAGACAAGAUCCACGAUAAAGUGUUUGCCUACAUUGCCCAGAACCAGCUCAAUGAGAACCUGGAGUGCCAUGCCUUCCUUUGUACCAAACGGAAAAUGGCCCAGGCAGUCACCCUCACUGUAGCUCAGGCAUUCAAAAUAGCAUUUGAGUUCUGGCAAGCCUCCAAGGAAGAGAAGGAGAAACGAGAAAGAUCCAUCUUGGAAGGAGAAGGGGUGAGCAGCUCAAACCCAGCUGCCCCUGCUUGCUCUGAUGCAUCUGCAGCCACAGGGAACUUGCUGGAUUUAGAAGAUCCUGCCAAAUUGCUCCUUACCAGCAGCGAAAACCCCACACAUUUAGAUAACAGCAUGUUUGGGCCCAGCUCCUCUGUAAAUAACAACGUGGUGUGGGAAAUGGAUGAUGAUCUCGACGAGGCAUUUUCAAGACUGGCUCAGUCAAGAACAAACCCUUACGUUCUCGACACAGGACUGACGGCUCAAGACAUCCAGAGUGCAGAAAUGCUCUCAUCUGUAGAUUGGAAUAAAAUAGAUUCAAGUACAGGCGAGAAAGAUGACCUGUUCAUGUUUUGAAGUCAAAUUCAUCUAACAGCUGACAAUGGAAUAACCACUACAAGUCUGUGGACUGACUAAAUCGUGCUCUUCCAGGUGCUGUAUACAAGGGAUUCUUCUGAGGGGUCUUCACCAAGUCAGAUGAAGUUACAGCACAGCUUAGACCAAAGUUUUAGAAAUCUAACGUGGAUUGUUUUUUUACCUUGCUUUUAUCUAAACCAUGAGAUGCUCCUAAAGAUAUUUAUUCCUAGCUGUUACAGUUUACAUAUAUUACUGAAAGGUGUGUAGAGCAUCUGCAGUAUCAGGUGGCAAUAUGCCAUCAGUAGUGCCUGUUCCUCCCUGACAAAUACUAUGCAACACCAAAGUUCCUGUGUAUACACAUUUCUAGACAAAGGUCCGCAGAUGGAAAUGCAGUUGAAAGCACAACUGUUAGUAAACCACUGAUUCUUGAACAACACGACACCUGCCCAGGCUGAGGGGAGGAGAGUUGCAGCAGCUGCUAGCAGUGCUGAAAGAGGUAGCAGAGAUCUUGCUUUUGUUAUGAAUGUCAUCCUCUCAGUUGUCAAUCACCCAGAUGUGUUCUGGCUUUUUCUUUGCCAGCUUCUUAGGUGAAUUGACACUUCUUAUCCAAAGACUGUUUAAGUUUUGCACUUUAAGACUUGAGCUGAAAGUAAUGGUCCAAAAUAGCAAAGUAGGCAGUGCCUGUAACUUCUCUUCAGAAGCCCUUUACCUCCCCACCCCCCAAAAAGAAACCAACAGUGCUGCAGCUGUUUCAAAACUGAUUGCUCACACGUAUUGUUUCUGUUAUGACUUGAAAUACUAAGGCUCAGUUGCAUGGUUGGUUUAAAAGCAAAAAAACAGCAGGCAGUAAUAAUCUGUUUUCCGAAAGUGCGUUGGAAGUUGCAGGUUGUGUAGCACAAUAGAUUUGUGUUCUUAGCUCUGCUAAGUGGAUUGGGCUGUGCAUGCCUUUUUACAGUUUCAGGAACGUUUGGCAGUUGCCUGCUCAAUAGACUCAAAGGGAAUUGGAUUAGGAAGACCAAUACCUGUAUGUUUAAUGAGCAGAAGGUGCCCCUGUCAGUGCUGCUCCAGUCCUUUUCCCCUGACAGCUGCAUCUCCCGUGAGGCUGGGAAGCUGUCUUCAUCUGCUCCUGGCAUUCAAACAAAGUAAUGGAGGUAUAAAGCUUAUGCCAAUUAAAAGAUUAAGUUUAAUGAUCCUAAAUAGUCGUACUGACAGUUUGCAGUGUUUGUGGCCUUCUGUGAAGUAUAUUUAGCUGUUUUAUAGAUUUGUAACUCGGAACUUUGUUUUGAAACACUAAUUCAUUCCCCAGACAGCUCUUUGUAACUCCUAAGGCUGCUUGCAAACAAACAAACAAAAAUCUUGGUCAGCUCUAAGAAUUUCUUAGGAAACAGCUAAGUGACACUAACUUAGGUUUGAUUAUUUGCCACUUACCAUGAUAAGGUAUUGAUGACUUGUGAAGCCAACUCAUCCCGUCUGUUCAUGAUUUUGCAGGAUAAACAGGGAACACGUUCUGUGUUCAGAGCAGUCCUCAAAUACUGCGCCCGUGACUUGAUGCCAUGUGCAGCAUCAGGCUCUUGUGCUUGAAGUUUGCAGAGGGGCCUGGGCCCAUUGCAGGAGCAGUGCUAAAAGAACAGAAGUGGGGGCAGGAAACACCUUGUGCUGAGUUCUGGGAGCACUCAUCUCCCUAAGAAAUCGUAUUGCAGGAAUGGACUGUGAGGCUUUCUCUGUACAAUGAUGUUCUUUUCUAGAGGUUUGAGGAGCAUAUGCUGAUAUACACAAUGCUAUAUAUGUAUGUAGAUAUUUUUUAAGAAAAAAAAAAAGAAUGUAUGGAGAAAAAUAAAAGUUCUACUUUUU